AUGUUCCUUGGUCAUCCGUGUAAAAUAUAAAUUUUAAAUACCUACAAAAUAAUCUAUUCUUUGACUUGAUUUGAUUUAUUAUUUUGAAUUUACAUUCACAAGAAUUAGUGGACCUAAGGGAACUUAUCAACAUAUAAGAUUAAUUAGUCGGUUGCCUAUAUAUUUCUGCUGUUUGUUGUAACAUAUUUCUUAGUCAGAAUGACAAUGGGAGAUGAAUUGCCCGUCACUUCCUUGGUUUUGCCUGUUCUUAUACGUCCUGUACUUUCUCAGCUUGAGAAAUAUGAUUUGGGAGCCUCACAAACAUUACGGGCUGCUCUUACGAAGGCUGAAGCUGCAGUGCCAGGACUUAACUAUGACUUGGUGGCUGGCAUCAUGAGGAGAGCAGAUAUUCCUGUUAACAUGAAUGAAAGCUUGCUCCGGCUUCAAGGAACAUUGACUGAGGCAGAAUGUGCAGAUCUAAGAUUGAAUAGAUCAGAAGAAGCUUUUCAAGAAUUAAAUAAAAAAUCAUCUGCAUUGAAAAAGAUUCUAAGCAGAAUCCCUGAUGAGAUCACUGACAGAAAGACGUUCCUUGAGACUAUUAAGGAAAUAGCAUCAGCUAUUAAGAAAUUACUGGAUGCAGUGAAUGAGGUAUCAACAUACACUCCUGGUACUGGAAAGCAAGCGCUGGAGCAAAGAAAAAGGGAAUUUGUCAAAUAUUCAAAAAGGUUUUCCAACACACUAAAGGAGUACUUCAAAGAAGGACAAGCAAAUGCUGUAUUUGUGAGUGCACUCUACUUGAUUUACCAAACCAAUCAAAUAUUAUUCACUGUAAAAAAUAAAUCUGAAUGAAAAGUAUUAUUAUAUUAAAUGUUCCAUUAGAUAAAUAUGUAUAUUAGUAUAUUAUAAUAUAGUUGUAAAAGAUUUGAUUGUUAACAAAAAUGUUAUAUUCGUAGACUAAAAAUGGUAAUUGUGUGCAAUUUAUAAAGAUAUAAUACCAAUCUACUUAAAUGUUUUUGGUGACGGAAGUAAUAAAUAAUAUAUAUUUGCAACCUUAAGUACAUAAUAGAUAAAAAGGAAUCCAAGCUGUAAUAACGUGAAAUCUAUACCUGCAUAUUAUAUGUAUUAUUUUUAAAAUUUUAAUGGAAAUAAAAUCUGAAAGUAUUUAUAUUUUACAGGUUUUCUACAAAGCAAUGUUCUUUUUUCAGUGUCACUGUUAAGAAAUAUAUUUAAGGGGAAUUAAAGUUAUGUAAUUUUGUAUAUAUCUUAUAUGUUAUUACAUAGAUACAUAUAAAACAUAUUAUAUUGACGAGAAAGUUAUAAAUUUAAAAAACUAACUUUAGAUUUAGUUAGUCAUACAUAUUAUUUUAAUUUAGGAAAAAGAAAAUAUUAAAAAAAACGUGUUUUUAUAAACUAAUUUAAUAAUGACUAGUUAAGUAGGUACAUAUAAAUGGGCAAUGUCCAUAGCCAUACUAAAUCGUCGUAUUCAUUUCAUAAAUUUUCAUGUUUACCAUGCAAAAUGCUUUUUGCGCAUCAUAUUUGUUUGUUCUUUAACGUACAUAUUGCUAAAAUCUAUAUUAUUCUUUAAUAUAUAACUUUAAAUACAGUUCGUUUCACGCUUUGAUAGUUUGCCGCGAUUCACGUUAAUAGUAGGUACGUAUUAUGAACGUAAUACAAUACAGGCGACUGUCACCGUACCCAUGAUAUCUGAAAAACACUUGGGUAGUUUGUGUCGUGCCGUCUUACGCAUUGUUGUCUUUUUAAUACAAGUGUUUACACCUACCUCAAUUUUACAAUAUGAUUCUUAUAUCAAUCGGCAAUCCUAACACUUAAUAAAAAGUACCAAUAAAUCUGGAUAAUAUACUUUUAGCAGACUCAAUUACAAAAUUAAAAAAACUAAUGUCGAACAAAGGUUAUGAUAUGACACAACAUUUAUCAGAACAACUUAAUUAACAAAUCAAACUGUAACCAAAAUAAGACCCUAGAAUGGCAGAAAAUGACCUUUAGUGUCACGGACUUGUGAACGUUGUCUGUAGGGUUAAAGACGUCUUUGACAGUUAACCAACACUCUUCUUUUCCACUCAAGUCACUAUCCCCGCCUAUCCCAAGUAACCCAUAAAGAAUUACACAACAAGUAAUGUGGACGGCUCGAUUUCCACGUCUUAAAGUGAAGUCGACCGCACGACGAGCUCCUUCAUAUCACAAGUCGUUCCCGCCACUCUUACCACUCUUCCUCUUUCUUCGUCUCAGACUACUAUUUCCUACGAUACAUUAAUUAUAUUGCAAUAAAAUAUAUAAUACAAUAAAUAUUGCAUCCAUUUUUCAGAAUGGGCAUGGUUAUAUCUAUUUGUCUGUACCUACCUACCUAUUAUAACGUUUAAACUUAGAUUUUAGUUAUGGCACGUAAAUUUUAAUUUAGAAGCAAAAAUUAAAUAAAUUAUGUAACU
Bicyclus anynana (squinting bush brown) is the source of this 2423-nucleotide messenger RNA. It is a transcript of the gene Ccm3, whose product is annotated as programmed cell death protein 10. Gene Ontology annotation, molecular function: protein kinase binding. The transcript is spliced from 5 exons. Gene Ontology annotation, biological process: regulation of Golgi organization; positive regulation of MAP kinase activity. Gene Ontology annotation, cellular component: FAR/SIP/STRIPAK complex; Golgi apparatus. The record is from RefSeq and is a predicted model, not a curated record. Bases 199 to 828 code for a protein of 209 amino acids. Lineage: Eukaryota; Metazoa; Arthropoda; Insecta; Lepidoptera; Nymphalidae.